CGAAACUACGUACAUAAACCUUGGUAAAGGAAAAACAAGGGAGUCACUUCAACAUGGCGAACCAGACAACCAUUGCAACCGAAUUAUUUGUGACUGUCGACGUAAGGCGCAUCGAAACCGAAGACACUUUGGCACUGCGGCAUUCGGUUUUGUGGCCCACCAUGCCACUUUCCUACGUCCGCUUGCCUGAAGAUGAUCUUGGUUACCACUUUGGCGCGUUCUUACCAUGCUCCGAUAAACCUGUCGCCGUUGUCUCGUUGUUUCUUGAGGCCAUUCCGGUAACCUGCGGCGAAGCCAGUGAACUGGCUGACAACAACGCGGCUGCUCUUCGGUUUCGGAAAUUUGCAUGUCACCCUAACUUCCAGGGUAGGGGGAUCGGAACGAAGUUAUUGAACCAUGUCAUGGCCGAAUGCACGAGGUUGGGUGCAACGGUCUUGUGGUGCGAUGCGCGAGUGAGCAGCUGCGACUGGUACAGCCGAAGGGGGAUGGUGGCCUUCGGGGUUCCGUUCUUCAAAGGGUCCGUAGAGUAUACUCGCAUGAAGGCGGAUCUUUCCAGGCUUAGCUCGGGGGUAAUACAGCAAGAUGAUAUGACACUCCUUCUGUGACACUUAGAGUCCGAGGGCAACCUUUUCAUUAUUCUAGAUUAUUAUUCUAGGUUAUUCCCCUGCCAGUGCGUUGUCUUUGUCGGCAACAAUUCUGAGCUGUUUUUCAGAAAC
This is a messenger RNA of Pisolithus orientalis, 716 nucleotides long. RefSeq lists its product as uncharacterized. NCBI's taxonomy places the organism in Eukaryota, Fungi, Basidiomycota, Agaricomycetes, Boletales, Pisolithaceae. The transcript has 2 exons. Gene Ontology annotation, molecular function: acyltransferase activity, transferring groups other than amino-acyl groups. The record is from RefSeq and is a predicted model, not a curated record. The coding region runs from base 54 to 605 and encodes 183 amino acids.